Cajanus cajan (pigeon pea) is the source of this 1228-nucleotide messenger RNA. Its product is annotated as (+)-neomenthol dehydrogenase. Lineage: Eukaryota; Viridiplantae; Streptophyta; Magnoliopsida; Fabales; Fabaceae. The record is from RefSeq and is a predicted model, not a curated record. Gene Ontology annotation, molecular function: oxidoreductase activity, acting on the CH-OH group of donors, NAD or NADP as acceptor. Gene Ontology annotation, cellular component: membrane.
GUCUGCUUUACAUGCAUAGAAACAUUUGUCAUCUUCAUACUUUACUAUUUUCUAUUAUAAGAUAUACAUAAAUGACAGCCAUAACAAGUUUUCAUUUCAAUAAGGUGCGCAUCAACAUCAUACUUGAAAGUUGAAACUGAAGAUGGGAGAAGCUAAAGAAAGGUAUGCAGUUGUGACUGGAGCAAAUAAAGGGAUUGGAUUGGAGAUAGUUAGGCAAUUAGCUUCAGCUGGGAUCAAGGUGGUUCUCACAGCAAGAAAUGAAAAGAGGGGUCUUCAAGCACUAGAGACACUCAAAGAUUCAGGUCUCUCUGACUUUGUAAUAUUUCAUCAGGUGGAUGUGGCUGAUGCUUCAAGUGUAGCUUCUCUGGCAGAAUUUGUCAAAUCCAAAUUUGGGAAACUUGAUAUUCUGAUUAACAAUGCAGGGAUUGGUGGAGUUGUAAUCAAAGACAAUGAUUUAAUUAGUAAUGUCAUCAUAAAUCGUGGGGUAAUAACAGAAGAUGAUGGGUCAAAGGCAGUGACUCAAACAUAUGAGUUAGCUAAAGAGUGCUUGCAAAUAAAUUACUAUGGUGCUAAACUAACUGUAGAAUCCCUAAUGCCCCUCCUUCAAUUAUCUGAUUCACCAAGAAUUGUGAAUGUAUCAUCCACUCUGGGGCAGUUAGAGAGUUUCCCAAAAGGAUCAUGGGCCAGUGGAGUCUUGAGUGAUGUUGAUAACCUUAGUGAAGAGAAAGUGGAUGAAGUAUUGAACAAGUUUCUAAGAGAUUUCCAAGAAGGUUCAAUAGAAAGCAAAGGAUGGCCUAGGUAUCUUGCUGCCUAUAUUGCCUCGAAAGCUGCAAUGAAUGGCUAUACUAGAAUCCUUGCUAAGAAACAUCCUUCAUUUUGCAUCAAUAGUGUUUGCCCUGGUUAUGUCAAAACAGAUAUAACUGCAAACACUGGCAUCUUAACAGUUGAAGAAGGUGCUGCUAGUCCUGUGAGGCUAGCAUUGCUUCCUAAUGGUAGUCCAUCUGGCCUCUUCUAUUACCGGACUGACGUGGCUUCCUUUUGAUUUGUAAUAUGCAAUUUUAUGGUUUGAGAACAAACUACAUUUAUCUUGCUUUUCAAUUUAUGAUUCUACAUUGCACACCAUGUUUAUUGAACCUAUUUUGAGCACAUGAUAUCUUGUUGUACUGGUAUCAUAUCAUAUCAUUACCAUGUUGUCAAUUUACGAUUCUAAUUAUAUAUGUUGAUGUCA